CAGACCUUAAGUCCGAUAUGUGGCGCCACACUCGAUGUGCUCCGAAAUUACGGAAAUGUACACACAUUUUUUAUUUACAGAUACUACCAGUUUAAGGGACUCUCAAGCAAAACAUGACACAUCAAAUGAUGAUAUAUAGCUUUACAACUUUGAUAAUUUUGAUAUGCAUAAUUACCGCACAAUCUCAAGAUGUUCCUAUUCUGCAUCCACUAUCCAUACCAUUGGACCUUGGAUUAGGCGAUACCCUUGACAUUGCGUGCAACUUAAAAAGAGGCACUAUUCCUGUUAUUUUUGAAUGGAAUUUCAAUGGUUUACAACCCGAUAAAAAAUUGGGUGUACAAAUUAACACAUCACAAAAGCGAUCUAAUUAUAUCAUUGAUAGUAUAUCUGCAUCUGAUGUGGGGAAUUACACAUGUACUGUUUCUAAUGAAGAUGGAUCACAUACAGUUAGUGCAACACUGCAUGUGGAAGUGCCACCGCAUUGGUCCAAAGAACCUAUGGAUACCACAGCUGCUAAAGGAUCAGGAUUGGUUGUAGACUGUAUUGCCACAGGUCAUCCAUCUCCCAGAGUCUCCUGGAGUAGGCAAAAAGGUGCAGAAAUGAGAGAGCAGAUUCGAAACGAGGGUCAAUGGACAACUGCGUCUAACGGCUCGAUUGUUUUCUCUAGAAUAGAAGAAUCAGAUGCUGGGACAUAUGUAUGUGAAGCUCACAAUGGUAUAGGAUCCGGGACUUCCAAAACUAUUCAAAUCAGUGUGCACUCACCUCCAGAGUUGAAAGAGAGAUUUCAAAGAGUAACUGUAAGAAGAGGACAUACAGCUCGCCUUUUGUGUGAAGUAAAUGGAGAUCAACCGCUUCAUGUUUCAUGGAAAAAAGAUAACCAAGAUGUCAAUAUACAAUUUGGCACAAGAUUUGAAGUCGUGAAAGAUGCAACAGAUUACGGUACAAAAUCGGAAUUGCUGGUUCACGAUUCUCAGAAAGCUGACGUUGGAACUUAUGUGUGCAACGCUCAUAAUCAAUUUGGUAACGAUGAAGGAAAAGUGAAACUCAUAGUUCUAGAACCUCCAUCUCCACCGACUGGUCUUCGAACAUCUGAAGUUCAAGUUCGAUCGAUUCGAUUGUCUUGGCAACCAUCAUCUUCUGAUGAAGGGAUAGUUGAAAAUUAUGUCGUCAGAUAUUGGAGAAAUGAUGAAAAAAGAGGCAAGCUUCAUCAAGUUACACUGCCAGCUGUUCAAACAUCUGUCACAGUUCCCAAUUUACAUCCAGGGACGUCGUACAGUGUCCAAGUGUUUGCUCAAAAUAACGUUGGUCAAGGAGAUCCUUCGCAGCCUAUAACAUUUCGAACUAUAGAAGAAGCUCCUGAUGGAGCUCCACUUGAUCUAAGAGUUGAACCUGUGAGCUCAAAAGCCAUUCGAGUUUCAUGGAAACCUCCCCAACGCCAUCACUGGAACGGUCCCCUCCGAGGUUAUUACGUUGGAAAUAAAGUUGCUCAUUCUGGUUCAUCGUUCACAUACCAGACAGUGGAAACAACAGAUAGGAGAGGGGGAUCGCUCCUCAUCCAGGGCCUCCAAAAAGCCACCACCUAUAUCAUUGUUGUAAAAGCUUUCAAUGCAGCUGGCUCUGGACCCCCGACGCAUGAACUGCAAAUCACUACUCUGGAAGAAGAUCCACCCUCUCCACCAAUUGUGGGGGUAGCUGAUGUCACAUCAUCUAGUGUUGGAAUACAUUGGAAUAUAGGAAGUGACAAACAGCCAUCUGUUGUCCAGUAUCUUUUGGAGUUUCGAGAAGAAGGUGAAGAGUGGGAUCAUAUUCAUUUACCAGGAGAUAGAAGUUCAUUUUAUUUGACAGGACUCAAAGGCUCAACCAGAUAUGAGCUGAGAUUAGCUGCAUACAAUGUAUUCGGUCGGGGAGAAUUUUCACCCACUAUAGAUUUCACUACAGGCCUUGCUGAAAUAUCAGUCCCCUUCUCAGCAACACACAUCAACACUCCUUUCUAUUUUAGACCUUACUUUGUCAUUCCUGUAGCUGCAUCAGUUGUAGUCAUAGUUACAACAGUCGUUAUAGCUUGGGUCUGUUACAAAAGAAUGACUCUCAGACAAGACAGAUUACUUGCUGCGUGUCAGCCGUUAGAUUGUCGACUUAUGCAAGCUAGGAUACCGCUACAAGGUACAGCUCCAGGUGCUUUCUGUGAUCCUGUCGCUAGGCCACCAUCAUAUACACCGCCUAUGGGUGCAAGGCACCCUGUAGGAAUACCUGACGAUGACGAUGCAUAUGAUGCCCCUUGGGACACAGCCAAUCCUGGAGUACCCGCAAAUGCUCAAGCUGGAAGUUAUACUCGCUUGAAAAGUCAAAUGCCCAAUCCAGGUGGUGCAAUAGUCAUUGGUCACCAAAGUGGAGCAAGUCGUUAGUCACGAAGAAACCUUUCCUUUCGAAAGAUUUUAUACAUAAUUCCAACGUAUUUCCUAGUUUCUCGAAUGAUAUCGGAAACAGUAGGCAAAAAAUUUGUGUUCACGAUUUCGAAUUUUCUAUAACAAUUCUAUGCAAAGGAAUGCCUCCAAGUGGUCAUUAUUUUUUCCAUUUGUUCCUGUGAGAUGUUUUUUUGUAUUGUUGUUGACGAUUUAAGCCAAAUGUUGUCAUUGAUUGUUGUAGUGUUCAUCAUAGCUUUUGUUAGAGAACUCGAAAUGAAAGUUCUCUUGAAAUAAACUGCUAUCCUGUUAAAUUUCAUAGGCCAACUGUUAAAGAUCCAAAAUGUGUUCAAUGCUUUCUCAAAGUUCAUUUAUUGCAUUAUUUACAAACAAUGAAUAUAAUGAAAGUAAAAAGGUGCAAUUUUUUCAAAACAAACUUUACUACAAAAAUAAUUCACGUCAGAAUAAUACAUCAACGUCAGAUAUGGUAAUAACCAGCAUUAUUCUAUCGGAUAAUCGUUCUCCAGGGACAAAUAUGUUAGCAAUUCUUCAUUAUUAAGUUAAUUUUUAAAAAGAGAAAGUGACUUUUUUUAUAAUGAUCUUGAUGAUUCCCAAAAACUUUGUGUAGAUCAGAAAAUCAUCAGGUGUCCAAAGGAAUUUAAGUCUUGUGAGAAAAAAUAAAUAUUCGUGAAGAACUUCCGAUAACAGUUAAAGCAUGUCAAGAAUCCAAUCCUAAUUGCUGCACGUUAAGCAUAUCAGAAGAAUCCUUUACAUUGAAUAACAAAACAUUAAAUAACACAAAUCCCCCAUGCAGAAAAAGUAUAAAACACUGGGAAUCGACAAGCAAUUAUGUUCAAUUGAUCGAAUAAUUCAACUGAUACAGGUUGAGAUAUAAUGUAAUGAUUCAGCUAAUAAACAUAAUGAAUUUUGUUCUGACGUGUUAUCUUUUUGUAAUAAAGCUUCCUUUUGUAAAGAGUAGGCAAAAUUUACUUUCGUAACAUUCCACUUAAAUCAAAAUUAAAACUAUCUAAUUAUCAAAAUGCAUUGUUUAAAUUUGUUGAAAUACACCAACCGAAAGUACUUCUGAUAUUAUCAUUUAGGAAAUAACGUCUAUCUGGUUAACUUUUAUCGAUUGAUUUCGAAGCUGAUUAAUCCAUCAUUAUAAUACUCUCAUAACCUCGGUCUGAUUUAAAACGGAUUUGAAUGUAUCACACUGCUAAUAAAUUAUAACUAAUUUAUCAUACAGGUUGUACGAAUGUUUUGGUUGAGAUUUUAAUCAAAGUGCAUUUUGAAUAUAUCUUAGAGCACUUAUAAGGGAUUGUAGCACCAUUUUCGCAAAUUAUGUGAUGUCUCCUUUUUCUACAUUUAUUAGGAUUAAGAAAAUUCUUUCUAAAAUUUUAAGACAAAAAAUAGAUUAGUAAAUAAUACAUAGGGAAACAAUGAACUUUGCGACUUAAAUAAAGUUAUGAGAAAACUUUCGACUUUCCCCUAUGUGAUGAAAAAAAAGUUAUCAGGGCUUUUCUGGCAUGACUACAUUAAUCUUUAGCAUGUUGCUCAUAUUUGAACUUUAAAAUCCAUUCCUUACUAAUGAUGAACACUUACUUAAAUGUUUUUGGCAAGCCAUGAAGUAUAAAGUAUAAUAAUACCAGCAGGUAUAGAACAACUAAGUUUUAAAAAAAGGGGGGAGAAAUUUUUACUCUUAAUUAUGAGACUUUCCAAAACCUUUUUUUUUUUUCAAAGAAUCUGGAUCCAAAUUUAAGAUACACUAAAAAAAUUCAUUGUUAAAGUAAAAUUAUCUAAUCUCUUAUGCAUACCAUUUUGUACAAAAAUGCAACAAAUUCAGAUUGCUAAUUAUUCAAUCAAAAUGAAUGAUUAGUGCUGCAAUCAUUCUUCAUUUUGAAAGAAUUAUCAGACCUUAAACAAAGAUUCGAAUAAAAUAAAAGUGAUAAGACAUGUUUCAUGCAUCUGGUGAGUUUAGACUGAUAUACAGUUGUUCAUAAUCUCUUAUGGCCUUUUCCUUGAUCCGAAUAACAAUAUACAUUGGAGUUAAGCUAUAGCUCCAAGAUGAAUAAAUAUAAUACAUUUUUAUCCAAGACAAUUUAAGCUGUUAAGUAUUGUAACCUGCAUUUAAAAGCAUUGUAAAAGCUGCAACAUCUUGUAAGACAAAUAAAAUUUUAAAUUGUGUAAUUAAAUUUAAUAAAAAUUAAAGCACUGAUUA
Molecule: messenger RNA, 4620 nt
Organism: Parasteatoda tepidariorum (common house spider)
Lineage: Eukaryota; Metazoa; Arthropoda; Arachnida; Araneae; Theridiidae
Product: cell adhesion molecule Dscam1
Biological process (GO): axon guidance; cell-cell adhesion
Cellular component (GO): plasma membrane; axon
Molecular function (GO): protein binding
Source: RefSeq, a predicted model, not a curated record